Molecule: messenger RNA, 2269 nt
Organism: Pseudo-nitzschia multistriata
Lineage: Eukaryota; Bacillariophyta; Bacillariophyceae; Bacillariales; Bacillariaceae
Source: the annotation of a GenBank genome assembly
UGCCAGAGCUGCUGCAAAAAAGGGGUCGAAUACCUUCAUCCGAAAAGAAGCUUCUGAAAUAUAACAACCAUCAACGCCUAUCUAUCUUGUUUAGAAGAAAACAAGUUGUGUGUUUUCUGUGAAGUCGACAGGAAUAAAACUAACUUUGAACGAUGUCGGAUACCAAAUUGCACGACUUUUGCAAAGGGUUUGGUGCUCUUUUGAGCCGCAGCAAGGUGAGGAUCGCUAUUUAGAACGCCAAUUUUAAUCUCCUCACAGGCUUGUCACAGAACUCUCACCUUAUAUCGUUUUGCCUCAUUUUCGCGUUGUAGCAACCCUCGUUUCCCGAAGAGGCUGCUCGUUUGAAUGACCGUGGUAAUCUCCCACUGCAUGCUGCCUGUAGUUUCCAGGCCACGGCCGAUGUUGUUGAAGUCUUGUUGCGUGCAUAUCCCGGGGGUGCAUCUCAGCCCAAUGGUGUUGGAAAUCUUCCCAUACACCAGGCAGCUAUGUGGCAAGCACCUGUAGAAACCGUUGAGGUUUUGUUAGUUCGUCACCCCGAAGGUGCCACUGUACGCAACCAAUACGGAUCGUUACCGCUGCACAUGGCAGCCUCCAAUCGUGCUUCCACCGAAGUCGUCAAAGUCUUGAUCGAUGCCUAUCCGGAUGCAUUGCACUUGCAGAAUGACGACGGCAUGACUCCCUUGGACUUGGCCAUGGCGGAUGAAGCCAUGGUCAAUGACCAAGUUGUGGCUAUGUUGGAAGGUCGUCCCCUGCCCCCGGAAAUGACUCGCCGACAAAAGACUGACAAAUUCAACGAGCAGGCUGACAUGUUGGAGCGAAAGAUGGCAAGUUUGCGCAACAGCGGAGCCAACGCUUUGAGUCCCGGAGGCGGCGGCUCUCGUUCAAAUAGCCAUUCCGUGAAGUUGGCGCUCGCCGCUGUGCGAAAACUCGCAGAUCGAUUCCCCCAUGCCCUCUACUCGGCUGGUAUGGACCCGAAUGAACUCGAGAUUGCCUUCUCCGAUCAAUUGGACAACAAAGAUUCCAAGAACGGCGGAGCUCUGGAUGCCGAAACGAUUUUGUUGGAGGCGGUGAGGAAGCGAAGCAGACCGCACAGAGACGCCCGAGGCAUGACUGUUGGACAUUCUGGACCAAGAGACAGAGUCGAAGAGCUUUUGUCCUCGAUUAUUGGAUUGGAUCACAUAAAGAGUCAGGUAAGGCAAUGAUGUACUGAAAACGAGAAUUGCUUGUUUAAGUGGAUAGCCUCUAACAGUGAAUUUGUUCAAUCCACGCCAUAACGUGUCGUGCAGCUCCGUGGAUUGCGUCGCACGGCCGAAAUUUGCGAUUUGAAGGAAUCGCUCAUUCCGCCUGGUGGAGCACGCGGACGAAGCCAUCCUCUCAACAUGAUCCCCCCAGCAUUGGCAGAGGAUACCGGGCGCCCUAGAGCUGACCACAUGGUCUUCAUGGGAAAUCCCGGAAGUGGAAAGACCGCUGUGGCCCGUUUGCUGGCCAAGGCUUACCACGAAUUGGGUAUCUUGCGCAAGCCCAAAUUUCUGGAGGUGGAACGAAUGGAUCUCGUAGGAAGAGACAAAACGACUACGGUCAUGAAAACAAAGGAAGUUAUCGACGAGGCACGUGGUGGAAUUUUGUUCAUUGACGAAGCUUAUAACUUGGGCAUUGCCUCAAGACGCAAUAAAUCAGACACGGGAGUGGACUCUAUAAAUGAAAUUAUUCGCUCGAUUGAAGAAUCGUCGAAGAAGCGCGGUGAUGACAAUUUCCCGCUCAUAAUUUUGGCUGGAUUCCCUGUAGAGAUGAAUACAUUCAUGGUUUUCCAGGGAGAACUUCGCAAGAAAUUCCCAAUUACCUUCGAAUUCCCUGAUUACUCAUGUGUAGAAUUGGCUCAAAUCUUCAUGGACCUAGCCAAUGCCAAAGGUUUUGACUUAGCAGAUGACUUAAAAGCAAGUACUAUUGCAAGACUUUUGGAAGAAGAAACGUCCGUGCAAUGGCGCGGAGAACGAAAUGGUCGAAUUAGUGAGAUGCUUCUAACCGGAUGUCGGACGGAAGUUAGAAAACGAAUGAGAAUUGCCCAGAUGGAGGACGACGAAAAUUUUGAUCCUCAACUUAUCAUUCGGUCGGACGUCGAGACGGUGAUUCGAGCAGAUUUCCAGUAAAAACUAACAUCCUCAAAUUGCUACCGAGAGAAGAACUAUUAUGUGAAAUGUCUGUUGUGAGAAGUGAGAGGUCGCAGUUUCAAGAUUGAGAAACUCCAACUAAGUAAAAGUGUUUCAUUGUA